CCGUUGCAGUAGGGAGUCGAAGGUAGUCACGGGUGGAAUGAAGAGUGAUCUAUUUUGUAGACAAAAAGGGAUCUGAAUUCCAAUUAUUUUCGUUCAAAUAUUAUAUAACAUGCGUGCUUGGAUCUGAAUUCCAACGGCAAUUACAUCAUGAUAAGAUUAUCAAGAAUUAACGUUGGAGCAGCCAAGCUGUCUUCCUCCACGUGCUGUUACUCGCUCUGAGACGCGCAACUAUCGAGCUCAGUCUCGUUGUCUAUAGGACCUCGCAUGCCCAUCGUCGAGCUCCGUCACUGCGAAGAGCCAAAGGAGGAAGAGAUCGGAUCGACUUAGAAUUCCCACCGUAAAUGGGUUCGGAGGAAGGCGGCUCCUCUUCGCCCCUCCUCCGCCGGCCCACUUUGUUCCCCAGAAGCCCCCAAAGCUCCCUCUUUUUCUGCUUCGCCCUUCUCCUCCUCCUCGCUGCAGCCGCCCUUUUCCUCUCCUCGCUCCUCUCUUCGACGCAGGAUCAUCGCCCCCCGGCCGCUCGACCCCUCGCCAAGCUCUCCCGCCCCGUCGUGCUCCUCAUCUCCUCCGAUGGAUUCCGCUUCGGUUACCAAUUCAAGGCGCCCACCCCCAACAUCCGCCGCCUCAUCGCCGGCGGCACCGAGGCCGAAGAGGGCCUCAUCCCCGUCUUCCCUACCGCCACCUUCCCCAACCACUACUCCAUUGUCACCGGUCUCUACCCGGCCCACCACGGCAUCGUCUACAAUUACUUCGUCGACCCGGUGUCCGGAGAUCACUUCACGACGGGGAGCCACGAGCCUCGGUGGUGGCUUGGCGAGCCGCUCUGGGAGACCGUCGCCGCCCAGGGGUUCAACUCUGCCGCCUACUUCUGGCCGGGAUCCGAGGUGAUCAAAGGUUCGUGGACAUGCCCUGCCAAAUUUUGUCCCAAAUAUAAUGGAUCCGUGCCCUUUGAGGAAAGGGUUGAUACUGUCUUAGGGUACUUUGAUCUACCCAAAGAUGAGAUGCCUGCUUUCAUUUCGCUCUACUUUGAGGACCCGGAUUCACAAGGUCAUAUCGUCGGGCCUGAUCAUCCGGAUAUUACUAAGGCUGUAGUUCGAAUCGACGAGAUGAUAGGCAGACUGAUCUCCGGAUUGGAGAAAAGAGGAAUCUUUGAGGAUGUGACCAUAAUUCUGGUUGGCGAUCAUGGCAUGGUCGGCAAUUGUGGUGGCAAACAGAUCUAUCUUAAUGAUUUAUCCCCAUGGAUUAAUAUCCCAGAGAGUUGGGUACAGUCGUACAGUCCUCUGCUUGUGAUCCGACCCCCUGAGAAUGUCUCCUCCUCAGAUGUGGUGGCCAAAAUGAACAGAGGGUUGAGUUCGGGCAAAGUCAACAAUGGUAAGUAUCUGAGAGUGUACCUAAAGGAGGAUUUGCCUGAUCGACUACAUUAUUAUGCGAGUUAUAGGAUUUCACCAAUCGUUGGUUUAGUAGCUGAAGGGUAUAAAGUGGCACGGGAAAUGACAGACACUUGCGAGUGUGGAGGAGCCCAUGGCUAUGACAAUGCCUUCUUUUCUAUGAGGACCAUCUUUGUGGCCCAUGGACCACGGUUUGAGAGGGGCGCAAAGAUUCCAUCAUUUGAGAAUGUGGAGAUAUACAAUUUGGUCACAGCCAUUCUUAAGCUACAGGGUGCUCCGAAUAAUGGGUCAGCAUCAUUUCCCAAUUCUGUCCUUCUGCCAAGUUAUUGACAUGUAGGCCGUGGAAACUUGUUUGCUAAAAUGGUUGUCAUGUGCACAGUUAAUUUAAGUUCGACCUUUAUGUAAUCACUAUGAUGACUAUUCUAUCCAAUGGACAAAUUUUCAGUAA
This is a messenger RNA of Musa acuminata subsp. malaccensis (wild Malaysian banana), 1833 nucleotides long. RefSeq lists its product as uncharacterized. Lineage: Eukaryota; Viridiplantae; Streptophyta; Magnoliopsida; Zingiberales; Musaceae. The record is from RefSeq and is a predicted model, not a curated record. Gene Ontology annotation, cellular component: vacuole.